This is a messenger RNA of Penicillium maclennaniae, 543 nucleotides long. Its product is annotated as putative ubiquitin conjugating enzyme (UbcK). NCBI's taxonomy places the organism in Eukaryota, Fungi, Ascomycota, Eurotiomycetes, Eurotiales, Aspergillaceae. The record is from RefSeq and is a predicted model, not a curated record. The transcript is spliced from 3 exons. The coding region runs from base 1 to 543 and encodes 180 amino acids.
AUGGACUACACUAUGGAAGACACUCAAAACUCGGCGCCCGAGGCGCUGGAAGCCUCCAAGCUGAACACCUCGAGCCAGCGCAAUGAAACUCAGAGCGUCACGAAGCGCCUGCAGGCCGAAUUGAUGCAGCUCAUGAUCCAGCCCUCGCCCGGCAUUUCCGCCUUCCCCGACGCCGACGGCAACUUACUCUCCUGGACAGCGACCAUUACUGGCCCGACCGAGACUCCUUACGAGGGUUUGAACUUGAAGCUUUCAUUCGCCUUCCCCAACAACUAUCCCUACUCUCCGCCGACCGUCCUCUUCAAAACUCCCAUCUACCAUCCCAACGUCGAUUUCUCCGGCCGUAUCUGCCUGGACAUUCUCAAGGACAAAUGGAGCGCCGUUUAUAACGUGCAGAGUGUCCUGCUGAGUCUGCAGAGUCUUCUGGGCGAGCCCAACAACGCGAGCCCGCUCAACGCCCAGGCCGCCGAACUCUGGGACUCCGACCAAGAGGAAUUCAAGCGCCAUGUCCUCGCCCGCCACCGCGACCUUGACGACGAUUAG